AUGAAACAUCAGUGUUGCAAUCCUUCUUCCGAUGCUCAUCCAAAUCAUCAUCACGAUGAUAAUGGAGAACAUAAUUUGAUUCUGGAAACAAAUGGUAAAAAUCAUUUUGAAGUUCCACUCAUUGAAAAGGAUAAAGUUUCCUCACUUUCGAAUGAAGAAAAGAAAAAGAUAUUCGAAAAUUGUGUAAAGAAUAUGAUAACAUUAAUGGGUGAAGAUUAUGAAAGAGAGGGUUUAGUAAAAACACCAUCAAGAGUAUUUCACAGUUUUGAAUCAUUAUGUGAAGGUUAUAAUGUUAAAGAUCCAAAAGAAAUUUUAGGAAAAGCCUUAUUUAGGUAA
Messenger RNA from Naegleria gruberi, 336 nucleotides. RefSeq lists its product as uncharacterized. Gene Ontology annotation, biological process: tetrahydrofolate biosynthetic process; tetrahydrobiopterin biosynthetic process. The transcript has a single exon. The record is from RefSeq and is a predicted model, not a curated record. NCBI's taxonomy places the organism in Eukaryota, Heterolobosea, Eutetramitea, Acrasida, Naegleriidae. Gene Ontology annotation, cellular component: cytoplasm. The coding region runs from base 1 to 336 and encodes 111 amino acids. Gene Ontology annotation, molecular function: GTP binding; GTP cyclohydrolase I activity; zinc ion binding.